This is a messenger RNA of Leptomonas pyrrhocoris, 2110 nucleotides long. RefSeq lists its product as hypothetical. The record is from RefSeq and is a predicted model, not a curated record. NCBI's taxonomy places the organism in Eukaryota, Euglenozoa, Kinetoplastea, Trypanosomatida, Trypanosomatidae. Bases 83 to 2110 code for a protein of 675 amino acids. The transcript has a single exon.
AGAAAAAGAAUACAUAUGCACAGCAGAAGAGCUCUGCAGCUCUUCAACAGGCUCCUUUAAAGGACAGUUAAUUGCGCAGGCGAUGAAUCAUGAAGGGCACGCAACAAACAUCCCGUCGCAGGUAAUUUGCCUGCCGCCGCCGCUGCUGACGCCGUCGCUGGGCUGGGCGGCAGUGCAGCCGUCACCCGACCGCACCAGUGUUCUCGUCCGCGGACGCCACGAGUGUCAGCUCGUGCGUCUCACCUCAAGCAACGAACUCGCAUGGCAUCAUCAACGCGUUGCCACACAGGAGCGGGAUGCACGGCUGGCCGAGAAUCGAAUGGUGCUCCUGCAGCCGCACCGCACACUCACCGCCUCCUGCUGGGUGUCCGCAGGCGCCGGUGACGCUAACACACAACAGCAGUCACAACGUAGAAGCGGCAACCCGGCUGACCGGACAGAAGAGGCCUCGGCCUUGGGGGCGGUAGUCGCACUCGGCGAUGACCAGUCCACAGUCUCCGUGCUGCGCGCCACACACCACAACCCAGACGGCAGCGUGGAGUGGGUACAGUCGACCAUGUUUCUCCAUGAUGAGCAAUCUCGCCUCUUCACCACCACCGCUGCCGCUACAGCCGCAACAUCCAACGCCUCGCUGAAGUCGUGUUGUUGUUCUGCUACCUGGACAGCAGUGGAGACGAUCAUCCCUUGUCAGCAAGAGUAUUCCUUCUUCCAUGGCGAUCCACUAGGACAACACCACAACGGUGGUGCCACCGACGGGUAUUUGUUUUGUCAGCGUAGAGGUGAGGGGCGCUACGGCGGCGGCGGCGACGGAGCCGCACGUGCCUCUGCGCGCGUGACAACGCAUCGUUUGUGGAUGGCCGCCGUAGCGCGCGAGGCGGCGUGGGCGGUGCCUCUGAGUAUGCCGGACGACGACGAGGACAAUGAUGACGUUGCCGCGGAUGCCGCAAGCAUCAACAGCGGUGUCCGGGCGAUGCGUACCCCGGAGGGAAAAAGCACGACGGCAGGCGUCAAAAAGCCGGUGGGCGGCAGCGAUGGGGUGCGGCGAGGCGUGCGCAUCUUCGACGUCCGCCGACGUGCUCCAUCCGCGGUGGAGGAGGGUGCUGCGAUGCCGCAAGAUGAACCGCCGGCGCACCGUCACCGCCGCCGCCCCUUCACGGCCGCGGGAGGGGGUGUUGCUGGCCCCACAGCUGGCCGCGUCUUUGCCGCCGCCUCCCACCGCCACGUCGGUCUCUUCUCGACCACCACUGUCACGCCCACCGUGUUUUUCAACCUCCCCGACCGGUUCAACGCGCGGUGCGACUUGCCAUCGCCUAUGACCGCAGGAUUUAGCCGUUGGGCGGUGACGUCGGUGCUGGAGGCCCCGCCUUCAUCUCUCGCGGCCUCUCCGGCAGUCCAGGAAAGCCCGUACGCUUACCUCAUCACCGUGUCACGUGUGGGUCCCGCGGCUGCCCACUGGAGCACUAUAGGCGAAGACCGCUGGUGGAUGCUGUAUGACUGCCGUAAGCCUUCCGCACCGGUCUGGGCGGCCGAGGCGCCGACGUGCUCCCCUGCGUGGCAGCCCAAUACAGCGAACGUGUCAUCCUCGCAUGUGACUCGCACAACUGCGAGCAGCGACGAAGCAUGCGCAGGUGUGGUAUCGACCUCGUCGUUCGAUGACGCGAGCACGGAGUGGCUGUGCCCUGCGGCGCCGACGGCGGUGUCCGCUGCCGCCCUGGUAUGUGCCUCGUACGUGCCCUGCGCGGGUGCGGGGGAGGUGAUGCAGGCGCCGAUGGGCAGGCCGUCGUCCACUCGCUCGUCCUGUGGGGUGUGUGUGGUGAUGACGGGAGGCGGGGCCACGGCACCGUCGAAUCGUGGCCUCGAGCAGAUUGGCCAGGAAAGCGGUCACAAGCGCAGCCGCACUGACGUGCAGGGUCCACGCGUCACGGUGGACGAGGAAGCGAUGGGUGCCAGCGAUGCGGCGGCAGCAGCAGCGGCGACGGCGGCGGCGCCCAUCAUGUACGAGCUCGCACCUCCGCCUUCUCUCGCGUCGAUUUGCAUCGGUCAAGGGUGCCGUGUGCGGGCGUUGAGCUACAGCGAUGACGUGCUGACGUACUGGUGUACCCGCCGUUGA